AUGAAUAGUAGAUAUCGCGAAAGAAAGUACAACACAUCAGACAAUGAUCGCUUAAUAAGAGCAUUGUCUCAACCCGUUCAAGCUUGGGAGAAGAAAUGGACACCACAAUCCAAUUCAAAAACGCUUCAAACAUUCAAGUGGGUCAAAUCCGACAAGGUCAUUGAAUUUGAGCAAGAUCCAGAGAGUGAAGAAGAGCCUGAGCCUAUGGAAACAGAUCAAACACCAGCAGCAACAACCACUGUGGUAGAGCAGGUUGAAGCUGUAAAGACAGAGGGUAUCGCAAAUGGCAAGGUUUCUGUAUCAGAAACAACUGUUACCAAGGACAUAGCUGAUGGACAAGAGAAGGCGUCUACAACCACAAUCACUACAACUGAGCAGCCAUCCAAUACACCCGCCGACGCCAAUGCAACAUCAGCUACUACUACCACUACUACCACCACCACCACUACUACUACUACAGGAUCAGACAAGAAAUUAGAUGAAUCCAGUAUUCCUGGCGGACCUAGCUCCAUCAUAUCCAACAAGGCAGUGUCGUCCAUUAUGGCAGAGGACGCAGAGGAUGAGGAUGAUCAGCGAUCCCAAACACCCAAACUGGACGAUAUUUCUGAUGACGAGGAAAAGAACGGAAACGAUGAUGAUGAGGACAACGAUGUGGAUAGCAUAAACGAUGCCUCCAAGCACCCUGCUUUAGCACCCCACGCACAAGCACACAUGACAGACGACGAUAUGACGGAUUCGACAGUAGCUACACCACAGACCACGACAGAAGGAAACACACCUAUGCCCAUGUUGGAGGAUGAGCCCAUGGAAGAAUCCAGUGCCAGCAGCACAUUGCCUCAUCCAUUAAGCCAGGAAAUUUUGACUGGGGCAACUGCCUUUAUCAAUAACGAAGAUAAUGGAUCGAUGAACAAUGAUUCUCCAGCAAUUCAGACACCCGAAGACCAUGUUCCUCAGCAUCAGCCUGAAGCCAUGGAGGAGCAGCAAUAA
This is a messenger RNA of Mucor velutinosus, 987 nucleotides long. RefSeq lists its product as uncharacterized. The coding region runs from base 1 to 987 and encodes 328 amino acids. NCBI's taxonomy places the organism in Eukaryota, Fungi, Mucoromycota, Mucoromycetes, Mucorales, Mucoraceae. The record is from RefSeq and is a predicted model, not a curated record. The transcript is spliced from 3 exons.